AUGGCGCUGUCUGGGUCGACCCCUGCCCCGAGCUGGGAGGAGGACGAGUGCCUGGACUACUACGGGAUGCUGUCGCUUCAUCGUAUGUUCGAGGUGGUGGGCGGGCAGCUGACCGAGUGCGAACUGGACCUGCUGGCUUUCCUGCUGGACGAGGCCCCCGGCGCGGCCGGCGGCCUGUCCCACACCCGCAGCGGCUUGGAGCUGCUCCUGGAGCUGGAGCGCCGCGGGCAGUGCGACGAGAGCGACCUGCGGCUCCUGGGGCAACUCCUCCGAGUGCUGGCCCGGCAGGACCUGCUGCCGCACCUGGCGCGCAGGCGGCGCCGGCCAGUGUCUCCAGAACGCUACAGUUACGGCACCUCCAGCUCUUCUACAAAGAGGACAGAGGGCAGCUGUCAUCGCCGUAGGCAGUCAAGCAGUUCUUCAGAUGCUCAGCAGGGCCAGUGGGAGACAGGCUCCCCCCCCACCAAGCGACAGCGGCGGAGUCGGGGCCGGCCCAGUAGUGGUGCCAGACGGCGGCGGAGAGGGGGUCCAGCUACCCCCCAGCAGCAGCAGGAGCCGGCCAAACCAACCUCAGAAGGCAAAGUGACCUGUGACAUCCGGCUCAGGGUGCGAGCAGAGUACUGCGAACAUGGGCCAGCCUUGGAGCAAGGUGUGGCAUCUCGGCGGCCCCAGGCGCUGGCGCGGCAGCUGGAUGUGUUCGGGCAGGCCACAGCAGUGCUGCGCUCCCGAGACCUGGGCUCCGUGGUGUGUGACAUCAAGUUCUCGGAGCUCUCCUAUCUGGACGCCUUCUGGGGGGACUACCUGAGCGGCGCCCUGCUGCAGGCCCUGCGGGGCGUGUUCCUGACUGAGGCCCUGCGUGAGGCCGUGGGCCGGGAGGCUGUCCGCCUGCUGGUCAGUGUGGACGAGGCUGACUAUGAGGCUGGCCGGCGCCGCCUGCUGCUGAUGGAGGACGAGGGGGGACGGCGCCCAACGGAGGCCUCCUGA
This is a messenger RNA of Pipistrellus nathusii (Nathusius's pipistrelle), 984 nucleotides long. The record is from the annotation of a GenBank genome assembly. Lineage: Eukaryota; Metazoa; Chordata; Mammalia; Chiroptera; Vespertilionidae.